Messenger RNA from Schizophyllum commune H4-8, 865 nucleotides. RefSeq lists its product as uncharacterized. NCBI's taxonomy places the organism in Eukaryota, Fungi, Basidiomycota, Agaricomycetes, Agaricales, Schizophyllaceae. The record is from RefSeq and is a predicted model, not a curated record. The transcript has a single exon. Bases 12 to 524 code for a protein of 170 amino acids.
ACCGGUGCAGCAUGCGGUGCGAAUACCUGAUUUCCAGCAGUGGAACGGAACACCUCAAAUCCAGAUGUUCAUCAGCCAAAAUACGGCCAACGUCUGAGUCUGUUAAACAAAUAUCGCUUUCUAUCUGGAAUUUAGCAAUCGACCACGCAGCCGUGUACCCCAUGCCCUUCCGACCGGAUGCCCUCAUCGCGUACCUCAUCGCCCAUCGCCCGCCGUACCUCGUUUAUACGACCCGUAAUUCAUGCCGGCUGCCCUCGCCACGAGUCACCUACAACCUCGCUAGGGCUCUCGUACAUCUUCGCUGUGAUUUACAAGCAUACUCAACGCGCAAUAUAUCUUGCCUGCCCCAUGACACCCAUUCACCGUCCUCCGCCCGUGCGUCAGCUGAGCGUCUUAACCGAGCACUUCCCCGCAAGGCGCACACAGGUGCCGUGAUAUACAGCCUCCGGUCCCAAAUGAGCACUGCGGAGCAGGUAAGUGCAUUAUCACGGGGCAUAUAUAAGAGGCGCCGGCGGGAGGCCUGAGCUUCAUUGCCUGGUACCGUUGCUUCCACCUUAAUCGGCGCGCACUUCGACUCCACCACUCGGCUUGCAGAGCUCGCCCACCACCCUCGCCACAAUGUCCAGCCCACGCUCGCCCCUCUCAGACAAGUUCGACCCCUUCGCCGUGCACCCCUUCACGCGCUACGCAUCUCCGCGUCCGCGAUCCGACACCAGCGACAGCGCGUCCCUACCUAGCGCAUACCCCUUCACGUCGUCGUACGCCAGCUCGGGUCAGCCGCCGCGCACACCACCGAAGCCGCCGACGUCGAGGCAGGCGUCUGGGAAGUGAACGGGGUGUUCGUCGGCGCGGGCGGGAUGCCCUG